ACCUCUGGAAACUGAAUUGAAGCGCAGGAAUAGUGAACCGUAUCCAGGUCACUUUGAUCAUGAAAACAGUACCCCGAAAAUUGUGGAGGGAGGAAGAGGUUGAAGCUUUGCUAAGUGUUUGGUCAGAAAAUGACAUUAAGAAACAACUGCACGGAGCCCUACAAAACAAAGAGAUAUUUAUGCAUAUAGCGGAAAGAGUGAAGCGUUUAGGAGUAUCCCGAGACUGGAAGCAAUGCCGCGCAAAGUACAAGAACCUGAAAUAUAAAUAUAGGACAGUAAAACGUGGUAGGAACGCCAGCAGCAAACUGAAAUUCUAUAAGGUACUGGACGGAAUACUGGGAGCUGAGACAGAUGCUGAUUUAUUAAACGACGAGGACAGCCUACCUGAGGAAACAGAAGCACGUCUGGAUGAAAUGAUUGGUUCGCCUGAGACGGAAGCUAUACAGCUCGAAGACCAAAAUAAAAAAGAAGCUGAAGAUGAACAUAUGAUGAUUCCAGCAGAGGACAAUGAAGGAAAUAACCGCUGGUCCUCCAGAGAAAUCCAGGCACUAAUGCAUGUAUGGUCCAAAGAGAGCAUUCGCUGUCAACUGAAAGACGCUAGAAGAAACCAAGGCAUAUUUGAGCAUAUAGGGAAGCUUCUCCAACAAGUAGGGGUACACAAGAGCUGGCAGCAGUGUAGGAUAAAGUACAAAAACCUAAAACGUCAGUAUUUUGUUGUGAAGAAAGCACAGGAGUCUGGAAAUGAAAGCAAAACCAUGAAAUAUUUUGCUGAACUGGAUGCUAUAAUAUCCGGCAAACCUUCAGCAAACCAAAGAAAGAGUUCAAACAACACAGAUAAACAAGCAUCUGUCUCAUGGGCCAGUUGUGAUGAAGAUGAAGAGGAUGGUGGAAAUGAUGUCCCUGAGACGAGCUGGGUCCAGGUUGCGAUGAAUGAAACAGGUGAAUCUGCUAUACAGCUCGAAGACCCAAAUAAAAAAGAAGCUGAAAAUGGACAUAUGAUGAUUCCAGCAGAGGACAAUGAAGCAAUAAAACACUGGACCUCCAGAGAAAUCCAGGCACUAAUAAAUGUAUGGUCAGACGAGAGCAUUCGCUGUCAACUGAAAGACACUAGAAGAAACCAAGACAUAUUUGAGCAUAUAGCGAAGCUUCUCCAACAAGUAGGGAUACACAAGAACUGGAAGCAGUGUAGGAUAAAGUACAAAAAACUAAAACAUCAGUAUUUUGUUGUAAAGAAAGCACAGGAGUCUGGAAAUAAAAGCGAAACCAUGAAAUAUUUUACUGAACUGGAUGCUAUAAUGUCCGGCAAACCUUCAGCAAACCAAACAAAGAGUUCAAACAUCACAGAUAAACAAGCAUCUGUCUCAUGGGCCAGUUGUGAUGAAGCUAUACAGCUCGAAGACCCAAAUAAAAAAGAAGCUGAAGAUGGACAUAUGAUGAUUCCAGCAGAGGACAAUGAAGCAAUAAAACACUGGACCUCCAGAGAAAUCCAGGCACUAUUAAAUGUAUGGUCAGAUGAGAGCAUUCGCUGUCAACUGAAAGGCACUAGAAGAAACCAAGGCAUAUUUGAGCAUAUAGCGAAGCUUCUCCAACAAGUAGGGGUACACAAGAGCUGGAAGCAAUGUAGAAUAAAGUACAAAAACCUAAAACAAAAGUAUUUUGUUGUAAAGAAAGCACAGGAGUCAGGAAAUAAAAGCAAAACCAUGAAAUAUUUUGCUGAACUGGAUGCGAUAAUGUCCGGCAAACCUUCAGCAAACCAAAGAAAGAGUUCAAACAACACAGAUAAACAAGGAUCUGUCUCAUGGGCCAGUUGUGAUGAAGAUGAAGAGGAUGGUGGAAAUGUCUCUGAGACUAGCGGGGCCCAGUUUUCAAGGAAUGAAACAGGUGAAUCUGAUGAAGAGGAUGGUGGAAAUGAUGUCCCUGAGACAAGCUGGGUCCAGGUUGCGAUGAAUGAAUCUGCUAUACAGCUCGAAGGCCCAAAUAAAAAAGAAGCUGAAAAUGGACAUAUGAUGAUUCCAGCAGAGGACACUGAAGCAAGAAAACACUGGACCUCCAGAGAAAUCCAGGCACUUAUAAAAGUUUGGUCCAACGAGAGCAUUCGCUGUCAACUGAAAGACACUAGAAGAAACCAAGGCAUAUUUGAGCAUAUAGCGGAGCUUCUCCAACAAGUAGGGAUACACAAGGACUGGCGGCAGUGUAGGUCAAAGUACAAAAACCUAAAACAUAAGUAUUAUACUGCGAAGAAAGCACAGGAGUCAGGAAAUGAAAGGGAAACCAUGAAAUAUUUUACCGAACUGGAUGCUAUAAUGUCCGGCAAACCUUCAGCAAACCAAACGAAGAGUUCAAACAACACAGAUGAACAAGCAUCUGUCUCAUGGGCCAGUUGUGAUGCAGAAAAUUCUUCAACAGAUGGAGAGGAUUGUGUAAAUGAUGUCCCUGAGACGAGCUGGAUUCAGUUUGCGAUGAAUAAAACAGGUUUAACUGAGACAGAAAACAUUGUGCAAAAUAAUGGAGACCAAGUUCAUGUUGUAGGAAUGAAGCGGAAGGCCACGCCAAGUGAACCUCUAAUCCCAUCUAAAAUAAACAUUACAGACGAAAAUGGAAGUAAUACUGCAGAAGGAGCACCUUCGCACCUUAUUAUAAGCGUUGUGAGUCUGCAAGAUGUAUGCGGGAGUCAACAGCUUGGCUUUCCAACUGUCAGUUCCCAGGUAGACUAUUUCAUAGCCGAGAUGGAGUCCUUAACAGAACUGAAGCUUGGCAAGAAGCUAAACGAAGGCAAAACUAAAGAGGUUUACGAGUUGCUGGAUCAUCCAGGCUGUGUACUGAUGCAGUCCAAGGACCAGAUAACGGCCGGCAACGCAGCCAGGAAGGACCAUAUGGAGGGAAAGGCAUCCAUCUCCAACAAGACAACCAGCUGUGUUUUUAAGCUGCUGCAGGAAUCUGGCAUCAAGACUGCCUUUGUCAGGAAGUGCAGUGACACUGGCUUCAUUGCUACCCAUUGUGAGAUGAUUCCAAUUGAAUGGGUCUGCAGGAGAAUCGCCACUGGGUCUUUCCUAAAGAGAAAUCCUGGGGUCAAGGAAGGCUACAAGUUUUCGCCUCCCAAACUUGAGAUGUUCUUUAAGGAUGAUGCCAAUAAUGAUCCACAAUGGUCAGAGGAGCAGUUAAUAGCAGCAAAGCUCAAUUGUGCAGGUCUUGUGAUCGGUCAAACAGAGGUGGACAUCAUGAAACAUUCUACAGUUGCAAUCUUUGAAAUUCUGGAGAAAUCUUGGCUUACUCAGGACUGCACACUUGUAGAUAUGAAGAUUGAGUUUGGUGUUGAUGUGACCAAAAAGGAAAUAGUCCUGGCUGAUGUUAUCGACAAUGAUUCCUGGCGUCUGUGGCCUUCUGGAGACAAGACGCAACAAAAGGAUAAACAAAUUUAUCGUGACCUUAAGGAGAUAACCCCCGAGGCCAUGCAGGUGGUGAAAAGGAGUUUUGAAUGGGUUGCAAACAAAGUGGAACUCCUGCUUACUUCUGAGAGCAGGGCCAGGGUUGUUGUGCUGAUGGGAUCCAUUUCUGACCUUGCUCACUGUGAAAAAAUAAAGAAGUCUUGUGUAAACUACGGCAUUCCGUGUGAGCUGAGGGUGACGUCUGCACACAAAGGCCCUGAUGAGACUCUACGCAUUAAAUCAGAAUACGAAGGAGAUGGUAUUCCCACUGUCUUCGUGGCUGUGGCUGGUAGAAGCAACGGAUUGGGGCCUGUCCUUUCUGGAAACACUGCCUAUCCUGUUGUUAAUUGCCCCCCUGUGACUGCUGAUUGGGGAGCCCAGGAUAUCUGGUCUUCCAUGCGGAUGCCUAGCGGUCUCGGAUGCUCCACUGUCUUGUCUCCUGAAGCAGCUGCUCAGUUUGCUGCUCAGAUUUUUGGAUUAAACAAUCAUUUGGUCUGGUCUAAGUUGCGCUCGUCUACUCUGAACACAUGGAUCUCUCUGAAACAGGCUGAUGCAAAACUGAGAGAAUGCAGCAUAUAAACUCUAAUUACUGCAGAUGAUUACAAGUACCAGUUUCAUGUUCAAUAAAAACAUAUUUUCUUUCAAAA
Spea bombifrons (plains spadefoot toad) is the source of this 4072-nucleotide messenger RNA. It is a transcript of the gene PAICS, whose product is annotated as phosphoribosylaminoimidazole carboxylase and phosphoribosylaminoimidazolesuccinocarboxamide synthase. NCBI's taxonomy places the organism in Eukaryota, Metazoa, Chordata, Amphibia, Anura, Pelobatidae. Gene Ontology annotation, biological process: 'de novo' IMP biosynthetic process. Gene Ontology annotation, molecular function: phosphoribosylaminoimidazolesuccinocarboxamide synthase activity. Bases 60 to 4004 code for a protein of 1314 amino acids. The record is from RefSeq and is a predicted model, not a curated record. The transcript is spliced from 20 exons.